Messenger RNA from Harmonia axyridis, 1267 nucleotides. Its product is annotated as lipase 3-like. The coding region runs from base 56 to 1240 and encodes 394 amino acids. NCBI's taxonomy places the organism in Eukaryota, Metazoa, Arthropoda, Insecta, Coleoptera, Coccinellidae. The transcript is spliced from 6 exons. The record is from RefSeq and is a predicted model, not a curated record. Gene Ontology annotation, molecular function: hydrolase activity, acting on ester bonds.
CUGGAUAUAAAGUGCUUGAUUCUGAUAUUGUGUCAGGUACCUACCUAAGGUUGAAAUGUAUUGCUUUUUGGUAGGUAUGCUAUUGAGUUCUGGUAUUUUGGCAGGAGCACACGGAUGGAAAGAAAUAGAUUAUGACAGAGAUGGUGACCUCAGUCUAGAAAGCUUGAUAAGCAAGUAUAGACCUUUCAAACUCUUGACUUAUGAAUUGACGCUAUCCGAUGGUUAUAUUAUAAAAGUCUUCCGAUUUGGGAGAAAGGGUUCAGAUCAAAUGAAACCUUUUCUACUUCUGCAUGGUUUGUCUGGAUGUAGCGACAGUUUUUUCUUGGAUAAGAAUAAAGCACUACCCUUCUUCUUAGCAGACCAAGGAUAUGACAUUUGGAUGAUCAAUAACAGGGGUACCAUACAUUCAAGAGGUCAUACAACAUUCAACAGUUCAACCAAAGAGUAUUGGAGAUUCAGCUGGGAAGAGAUAGGAAUGAUUGAUAUGCCAGCCGCGAUUGACUUAAUACUGGCCAACAACAAGCACGAUAAGGUAGCUCUUUUAGGUCAUUCUGAAGGCUCGUUCGAGAUUUUUGCAGGAUUGUCGGAUGUCCCAAGUUAUAAUGAAAAAGUUGCCAUAUCAUUUCAUUUUGGAGGUGCAGCAUAUCACUCAACAUGUGAGCCCAAGCUACUCAAAAUCGGUUGCAGGAUGAAUGGUGCUAUACAUAAGUUUCUUCAGAGGAUAGGAAUAAUGCAGUUGGUACCUGUCGCUGAUCUGAGAGACAUGAUUGUAACCCUUUGCCGAUUGAACACUUUCAGUGAUUCAUGUAGGGAUAUCGCUUUUGAAGCUCUCGUCGUCACAGGAGACUUAUUUGAUGAUUUCAAAGACAUUUCUUACGUCUUUAGUAAAUGGUUAUGUGGAGGUGGUGUACAAGAAUUUAUACACUUUUUUCAGACGGGUCAAUCAGGAACAUUUUCCCGAUUCGAUUACGGUCCAAGUGAAAAUAUGAAAAUUUAUAACACAACAAUACCACCUCGUUUCCACUUAGAAAGAAUAACUUCUCCAACUGCAAUAUUUUGUGGAGAACUGGACCUGUAUUGCAAAGGAAAAGAUAUUGAAAAAGUUAAAUCAGAAAUACCCAACAUAGUUUUCUCGAAAGCGAUACAAAAUUUUGGACAUGUCGAUUUUCUACUCGACAAACAAUUGAAACGCCAUAUUUACGAUGACAUGCUGAGAUUAUUGAAUGAAUAUUUUAAAUGAUCAAUAAAGGAUAUCACAGAAACGAAU